AUGUUCUACGAUUAUAGAUACGUGUCAGCAUGCGAAGCUGCAUGGAGAUUGUUAAGCUUUGAGGUCCAGUACAGGCACCCGCCUGUGGAGAGGUUGAGCUUCCAUUUGCCGGAUUGUCAAUCAGUGGUAUUCCAGGACGAUGACAGAAUUGAGAAUGUGUUAAGUCGACCAACUGUAUACCAGAGUAUGUUUACCGCGUGGUUUGAUGCUAACAAGAAGUUUCAAUCGGCAAGGGAGUUAGCUUAUAUUGACAUGCCAACAAGAUUUGUAUGGAAGAAGGAUAUUAGAGAAUGGCAUCCGAGGAAGAGGGGUUUCUCUAUUGGAAGAAUAUUUUACGUACCGCCUGGCAGUGGAGAAAUUUAUUAUUUGAGAUGUCUCUUAAAUGUAGUUCGUGGUCCUACUAAUUUUGAUGACAUCAAGUCGUAUCAAGGUGUAGUAUAUCCAUCAUUUAUGGAUGCAUGCUAUGCAAGAGGGCUUUUAGAUGAUGACAGAGAAUACAUAGAUGCAAUCAAUGAAGCAAGUCUUUGGUCUACUGCAACAGCAAUGAGAAAACUUUUUGUAGUCUUAUUAACAUCCAACUUGGUUAACCGGCCCGAAAACGUAUGGUGUCAAGUAUGGCAUCACUUGGCAGAGGACGUACUAUUUAAUAGGCGGAGGUUAUUCUCCAAUGAUGAUCUGAGUUUGUCUGAUGAUGAGAAGAAGGAUUUAGCAUUAAUUGAGAUUGAGCGAUUGUUACAAAAGUACAACAAGUCCUUGAAAGAUUACCCUCAUAUGCCAAUUCCAAUUCUUGAAGAAUCUUGGAACCACAACAAUCGUUUGUUGUGUGAUGAGCUUGGAUAUGAUCGGGAUGCUCUACUUAUAGAGAGCGGCAGGUUAGAAAGUCAAUUAACUGAUGAGCAAUCUUUGGUGUACAACACGAUCCUAAAUGAUGUACAAGAACAGAAGGGCGGUUUUUUCUUUGUUUAUGGAUAUGGCGGCACCGGAAAGACAUUUGUUUGGAAAGCACUCUCUGCAAAAAUAAGGUCACAAGGAAAAGUGGUCCUUAAUGUUGCAUCUAGCGGUAUUGCUUCUUUGCUCUUGCCAGGCGGUCGGACAGCUCACUCGCGGUUUGCUAUACCUAUUGCCAUUACAGAAGACUCGACAUGCAACAUAUCUCAAGGUAGCCAUCUUGCCCAACUAUUGAUAACUGCAAAGCUUAUAAUAUGGGACGAAGCACCAAUGAUGCACAAACAUUGCUUCGAAUGUCUAGAUAGAACUUUGAGAGAUCUUAUGCGGGUCCAAGAUUGCAAUAGUGGUAGUAAGACAUUUGGUGGUAAAACGAUGGUAUUAGGAGGUGAUUUUAGACAAAUACUACCGGUUGUGCCGAAAGGAUCAAGGCAAGAUAUUGUUUCUGCAACAAUAAACUCUUCUUACUUGUGGGGAUCAUGUCAAGUCUUGAGGUUAACAAAGAAUCUUCGCCUAAAUACAGAUGAACAAGGUGCUAAUAUUGAGGAUAUUAAAGAUUUUGCCCAGUGGUUGGCCCAAAUCGGCGAUGGUAUCUUGGGAGGCCCUAAUGACGGCUAUGCCAAAGUUAAAAUUCCUCAAGAAAUGUUGUUGCCAUCGACAGGGGACAACAUAGCAACUAUUGUGGAUAAUAUUUUUCCAAUGUUCAAAGAAGGGUGUUGUCACCAAGAGUACAUGGAGAGUCGUGCGAUAUUAGCCCCCACGCUAGAUGUUGUGAAUGCAGUGAAUGAAUAUAUGACAGAUCUCCAUGUUGCUGAAAGCCGGACAUACCUAAGUUGCGACACGGUGUGUAAGGCGGAUUCAAAUAAUGGCAUCCUAUCGGAUAUGCACACUCCAGAAUUCCUUAAUGGAUUAAAAGCAUCUGGCAUUCCUAAUCAUGCUUUAACUCUUAAAGUGGGAUUUCCAGUCAUGUUGUUGAGAUAUAUAGAUCACGCAAUGGGACUUUGCAAUGGCACAAGGCUUAUUAUCACUAGAUUAUCAGAGCAUGUUAUCGAGGCAAAAAUUGUCGCUGGUCAUAACGCUGGACAAAUCGUCUUGAUACCAAGGAUGUCAAUGACGCCAACAAAUACAAGGCUUCCAUUCAAUUUUCAAAGAAGACAAUUUCCGUUAGUGUUGGCAUAUGCGAUGACCAUUAACAAAAGCCAGGGUCAAACAUUAAAGCAUGUUGGGUUACUCUUAAAGAAACCUGUUUUUGUUCAUAGCCAAUUAUAUGUUGCUGCUUCACGUGUUAGUAACCCUAAAGGGUUUAGAAUCUUAAUAUCAAAUGAUGAUGCAGAGAGUAACAAUUAUACUACAAAUGUUGUGUACCAUGAGGUUUUCAAUAAUUUGUAA
Molecule: messenger RNA, 2334 nt
Organism: Ipomoea triloba (trilobed morning glory)
Lineage: Eukaryota; Viridiplantae; Streptophyta; Magnoliopsida; Solanales; Convolvulaceae
Product: ATP-dependent DNA helicase PIF1-like
Exons: 2
Coding region: 1-2334 (777 amino acids)
Biological process (GO): DNA repair; telomere maintenance
Molecular function (GO): DNA helicase activity
Source: RefSeq, a predicted model, not a curated record